AUGGAGUCUCUGAGCAAGGUUCAAGACGACCAAGAUCUAGUCGACUUCCUAGGAGCUGAAUUCGAUCUGCUGUUGACGACUGAUGCCCAGUGUCGGCCGAAGACGAAAGAAAUUCUGCAACACUAUGGCCUACAGUACUGGCUGGACGCUCACGACUUGAUGGUCCAUCCUUCGAUCGUCCCAGUCCUCAGAGGAGAAGUUUUCCCUUCCUUCGAGUACAUCACAGAGCUGCCUAGUCUUCUGGCUAUAGGAGAAGAAUUUUUGAAGGCACACUUCGUCGUGUAUGUGGCAUGCUUUGAAAAGGAGGGAGAGACUGACUUCAUCAAUGUUGGGUCGGCUGCGAAUCAAGAUAGUGGCGCCCUGCGUCGGAUGCAAGACUAUGUUCGUGGCGGCAGCAUGUCUCAGCAUACAAAGCCAUUGCUGGAGAAAGGUUGGGAAUUGACCCACAUCGGUCUACUGAUGGCGAUUGCUGCUCCGAUGGCUAAGAGGAACGCUCCACUGCGAUGCUUUACACUCUCGCAAGAAGCAAUGUUUACGUUCAAGCUGUGGUCUCUGUACAUGGGUGUGAAGUGGUCUGGAGCAGAGGACUUCUCGCAUUACAUGCUGCAUGCUUUCCCGUGGGAGGACCCACGCCUGCUCGAUUACUCCGGAGUCAACUCACACAGUCCACUCAGAGAUCCGGUGCGCGGCAUCGAUCUGCCACUCAACGAGAUACUCGUUCAGGCUGAUGUACCACACCUCUGUCUCACGAACCGGCUGGCAGCUUCCCGAGAAGCUCUGAACGCAUACAAGAGAGGCGAGCUGGACGAAUCAGAUCCCGCACUUCAGGCAAAGAUCUAUCUGUGGAAGACGAAGCUGGAGAAUUCUCGCAGAUAUAUCCACUCAGUCAAAGGUAAGGCCACCUUGAAGGCCUACUAUCUGAGGGAGGAGGUGAGGAAGCGUAUACGGGCAUUCCAAAGCACGCCGGUUCAACUUGCGAAAAAGAGGGCUUACUGGCACAACAACAAGGAGUCGGAGUCGGCUAGGAAGACUCGCGAGAACCAAUCAGAUGAUCCUGCUGUCCAGAAGGGCUUGAAGCGCGCGCAAGCGGCCGUGGAGAGCGCCCUGAGCCAAAACGAAAAGCUCAAGCAAGGUCGUGCGUGGCUGAACGCCAGCAACGACGGUACCUUGUCGAAGGAGAUGAUGGCAAAGCCGGAGGUUCAAGCCGCCAUGCAGUCUGCCAGCAAGCAAAGAGCGCGCAAGAAGAAGAGCACCUUUGGCGAGAAGCUCAAGCAAGGUCGUGCGUGGCUGAACGCCAGCGACGCGGGUACAUUGUCAAAGGAGAUGAUGGCAAAGCCGGAGGUGCAAGCCGCCAUGCAGUCUGCCCGCAAGGAGAGAGAGGCCGCGAAGAGGAACAGGUCGAAAGCCGCAGCCAAGAAACGUGCAGCUAAACCCAGCGACGAAGACGACGACGAGACCGACUCGGAAUGA
Cyphellophora attinorum is the source of this 1470-nucleotide messenger RNA. RefSeq lists its product as uncharacterized. Bases 1 to 1470 code for a protein of 489 amino acids. The record is from RefSeq and is a predicted model, not a curated record. The transcript is spliced from 2 exons. NCBI's taxonomy places the organism in Eukaryota, Fungi, Ascomycota, Eurotiomycetes, Chaetothyriales, Cyphellophoraceae.